Messenger RNA from Trichomycterus rosablanca, 3634 nucleotides. RefSeq names its product centriolar coiled-coil protein 110 (gene cp110). Lineage: Eukaryota; Metazoa; Chordata; Actinopteri; Siluriformes; Trichomycteridae. Gene Ontology annotation, cellular component: centriole. Gene Ontology annotation, biological process: centriole replication; regulation of cytokinesis; centrosome duplication. The record is from RefSeq and is a predicted model, not a curated record. The transcript has 10 exons. The coding region runs from base 209 to 3400 and encodes 1063 amino acids.
UGAAGCAGCAUUAGCCUUGUUGAUGUUACAGAGCUAAAUAAUAGUUAGCAAGGUAGCUACUAUAAUGAAAGUAGUGCCAGCGAAUGUACUAGCUUAACGCACUUCUAUUUUUCGAUGUUUGGAACAAUUUGCCGGUGGACUUAGCUUGGUCUGACUUCCUGUUAAGCUUUAUUUUGACAAAGUAGCCAUUGUGUAGCCAUUCUGCAGGAUGGAAAGCUAUGAUGAGUUCAUUACAAAACAAACAAACCGAAUAAGGAGUAACAUCACUGAAACACCUGAGCUAACAACCCACCAACAGUCAACAACAAUCCGAUUUCACGGGUUUUCCAUUCUGCCUCCUGUGUUGAACAAGGAGCAGAAAGAGGAAAUCCAACGGCUUAGAGAAGCAGCUGCUAAUCUACCGAAUAACAGAAAACCAUCUUUCUCCUCUCGGAUCUCACAUGUACAGGCAAUUCUUGACAGCGUUCAGUUACGAAGGGCACCGACAAUAAAUGACUUUAAGGAUGAGACUGGACCUACAACUACACCGAACACUGCAUGCCAAAGUAUCACUUUGAGUUCUGGACUUAAAAAUAUGUGUGAUGACAUUACUGAAAAUCAGUGGAAUUUAUCCUCCUCACCUACUCUUCAAAUACUUGGUGAAAAAGUGCCAAUAAUGAGCAGUCACCCACUCACGUCUACAGCUUGUGAGGUCCAUGCCGGUUCUAGCCUUAAACUUUUUAAAGGAGAGGAUUUAUUAGAGAGCAGCUGUACAACUGUUCUGUUUGAAGGAGUUCCUGUGUUGGGGCACAGAGUAGAACGAGAUGCUGAUGUAAACACCAGUUACAGAGCUGACUUUCUGCUGUCUCAUUCGGAAAAACACACUCAUUUUGAUGUUAGCCAUCAAGCACUGUCAUCCGGAUAUGUCACCAAUGAAACUUCAGAUGCAAUUUCAAGCUUAGCUGAGGAAACAGAAAAAUUCACAGAAGGCACAGAGGGCGAACCAUCGGAAGUUGGUGACUUUGUAUUAAAUACCUUAAACUUGAGAAACAAGAGUGAAAUUAUCAGCCACACUCCGAUAGAUGGAGAAGUCCUGGAGGAGGAGUAUGCAGUCUCCACCCAGGUUCCUCAUAAAGUAACAGAGCCAUUAAAUCCAGUGGAACCAGACUCAACUGACGGACCUUACCGUACAAGUCUUCAGAACCUUCUGAAGAAAUCCCAAGAGCACAGACGGCGCCAGCGUCUGCUCCGCAACCAGGCAAAGGCUUUAAAAGCCACUGAACCUGGAUGUGCUGGUGAACGGAGCCUGUCUGACAAAGAAAAUGAGCUGAUCCUUCCUGGAACAACUGAACUCAGGAAAAUAAAGGAGAAGACAAUGGACCAGGAGACAUGUACAUCAGUGGUAGAGAGAGGAAGUAUAGAGCCACUUGAAGUGGUCAGCCUUGCUGAACAAACACGCACUACUAAAUCGGAUGUUUCACUUAAUAUCAUUUCAUCUACAAAAAAGUCAAAUACUUCCUCUGGAAAAGCAUUGUCAUCUUUUGUAAACCAUCCAAAUAAAGCCGGCAGUCCUGCUCGGCCCAGUACAGCACCAGUACCCACCACAGCAAAAUCUCUUUACCAGUCAAAGGGAAAGAAAACAGGCAGUUUGCUGCCCAAACCUUGUCUAACAGGGAACAAAAAAUUUAAGAAUGUCCCAACCCCUAAGUUUUGCUUAAGCCCAGUGCGCAGUAAGAAAGGCAGUGCCAUUCCUGGCCCAGUCAACAAGCUUUUAGCAAAAACAUCUCUCCCACUAAAUAAUGAAACAGUGCCAAAUCCAUUAGUUCAUGCCAAAUGCGAAACUGUGACCUCAGCAGGUACUGAAGUGGGUGCAUCAUUUUGCAGGAGCAUGGAUCAAGCUGAGCAAAUUACUCAACUCGAGCUUAACCUGUCCAGCCUUAAAGUACUGAUCUCAGAUCUGGAGUCCACAAUCACAGAGUCUCAGGCACACAAUCCAACAGAGUCUGCCAACAACUCCCAGCUUGCAGAACAAAGCAUCAUCAGUCUGCCUGCCAGUGAUAGAAAAUCUCCAUGUGCUGUUCCCUUCAGUGAGCUGGUGCAGCAAGAAGUCCUAACUAAGGAUUAUGGGAUACAGAUCAAACAGCAUGAGCUGGGGCAAUGUGUCACCUCCCUGGUGCAGAAAAUGAGGAUGACAGAGGCUUUCCCUGCUAUUAACAGUUUAAAACAGAGGACCGCUGUUUUUUCAGAUGGUUACAAACAGCCUGAAGAGUGGAAGAAUGCCUCAGGCGAGAAAAACAAAGAAUCUGAGAACACAGAAGAGUCACUGAAUGGCUCAUCUCUUAAUCGGUCGUAUGAUGUGGACACUCCUUCAGGACUGUGGUCACAGGCUGGGACUGUAGGCAAACAGUUGACACCGGAGCUGGGAGGUCAAGAGGGAGUGUCACGUGCCAAACGCAGACUGCUUAUGAAUAUUACAGAUGGGAAAACACCAGUGCAAUGGGGCGAGGAAAAACAGCCUCAAUCCAGCACUCCUAGAGCGAUGCAGAAGCCUGUGCAUGAAGAGCAGCAGAGUGAUGAACAUGAAGCGCAGGGCAUGGCUCUGAUGGAGGAACAGCGCAGACAGCAACAGGAGCUGCUGCAGCCUUUCUCAACCUUGGUCCAUCCAUUCAUAUCUUUUCUCUUUCUCCUCCAGUCUCUAGCAACAAAGUACCAAUUCCUUAGGAGCGUGUCCUUCCCGUGUUCCCGUGCAGGGCUACGUCUAGAGGACAUGGCAACCUCUUCGCUAUGCCCCUCCUCUGUUUCCAUGGGUCUGGGCUCCUCCUCACACCUCCCUGAAUUUACACUGGCAGAGCUGAGCUCUCUCUCAGAUUCCUUCCACAUCCUACAGUCCCGUGGCUCUCUUCCUGCGUGUCAUCUCCCCCUGGUGGCAGCAGCUGUGAAAGGCUACCUGACUCGCAGACUUCUCCGCACAGACAGAGUGGUUCAGCUCAUCAGGACCAUUAAGGACACUCGGCUCUUCCUUCAAGGCUUUCAGCCUCCCACACCAGGUAGAGAGUACAGCAGCAGGCAGGACCAAGCCCUGCAGGAGCGAGUCUCACUACAGCUGCGCUCAGCCCGCUUUGAACUGCAUGACCUGUUCUUCAGCGUGACUCCUGCAGAGCGCAUGCAGGUAAUCAGCUGGGACCGACAGCUGGCCAGAGAGAGGGAGCUCAGACAAAAGGAGAGUAAGGAGCUGCAGGGCAGAAGGAAAAGUUCUCUGUCUGCUGCUACCAGGAAAGCUUUGGAGAGGAAAAGGACAGUGAUGUUACAGAAGAAAGCAGCAGAAAAGACAAAGCUGGCAGUGGGUGUCGAGAAGGAAUGGACAUUUGUGCCAAACCCAAAGAGGGUGCCAAAGAAGACCACUCCAUUACGGCGCAGGUGAAGAGCUCAAAGCUCAGUCUGCUGCAACCACAAAACACGGAAAUGCCAACAGCUCAAGAGGCCUUGCUGACAUUCACCACCUCAUAUUUUUGUUAUUGCAAAAUGCCUUAAUUGUUUUGGAAUUUAGAAACAUUUACUAUUUAUUUAAAAAAUGUAGUGAGAAGUGUUUAAAAGCCUUGUGACCUUUAUCUUAUUUUGUAUUUGUGUCACUUUCUAAUAAAUUAUUGAUAAUAAA